Paramuricea clavata is the source of this 831-nucleotide messenger RNA. NCBI's taxonomy places the organism in Eukaryota, Metazoa, Cnidaria, Anthozoa, Malacalcyonacea, Plexauridae. The record is from the annotation of a GenBank genome assembly.
AUGCUUAAGAAACGUUUGGCGUCAUGGAAAAGUGGAGAAGUCGAUAAACUGUUGCACGAAGGAAGAGUGAUUGAAAGUCGUAUUGGAAAAGGAAUGAAAUCUGAACCACAAAACAAAGCAAACAGAUUUGCCAAACUUGUUAUCGAAGGUCAGAUAAACUCAGCAAUGCGCUUUCUGAACGAUGCUAGUUCGGGAAAGAUUCUAUCGCUAACAGAUAAUGUAAUGCAACAGUUACGAGAGAAACAACCAGAAGCACAACCAGCAAAAUCGAGAGUGCUACUUCGCGGACCAGUUUAAGAUAUACCAGAGAGUAUAUACCUCACAAUAAAUAGAGAAAUGAUACGAGACGCAGCUCUGGGGACAAAAGGAUCAGGGGGGCCAUCUGGUGUUAAUGCAAAUAUGUUUAAAAGAAUCCUUGCGUGUAAUUCAUUUAAGCAUUCGUCAGUAGCGCUUUGUGAUGCGUUAGAAACAUUGGCACGGAACCUUUGUACGGAUCAUGUUGACCCAUCGUCAAUAGAAGCUUUAGUUGCAAGUCGCCUUAUCCAAUUAGAUAAAGGUGGAGUUGGAGUUCGACCCAUUGGAGUUGGAGAAGUCGUACGAAGAGUAAUCAGCAAAAGCGUAAUGAAGGUUGUCAAAUCCGAUGUGAUGAAAGCAAGUGGUUCACUUCAGUUAUGUGCGUAUCAACCUUCCGGAAGUAAAGCUGCAAUUCACGCCAUGCGCAACAUUUUCGAAGAAGAUGACACUGAAGCGAUCCUACUCAUUCAUGCGUCCAAUGCAUUUAAUUUUCUAAAUAGAGCAGCCGCUCUCAACAACAUAAGGAUCAUAACAUAA